UCAACAAGUCCACUUUUAUUACCUUUCUCUCUCUCUCUUUCAAUCGUCACUUAACUUUCCAUCGUGAAGCAGACGCACAGACGCGAUAUGUCGACGAGCUUGCCGUUCCUCAACGCGACACUGCUCUCUUCGCCGUCGUUUCGCCGGCGAUCGUACAUUGUCUCACGCCGUGAUCUCCCUGAACUCUCCUCUAAACCAGUCUCUUCGCCGCGGCUUAGCUUCUCUCGUAACGGCAGCGACGACGUAUCGUCUCCGAUCCGAUCGGUGAGAGUGAGAUCGCAGCUGAACACGCCUCUCAUCUCCGGUGACGACGAAUGGGGAACCUGGACUGCGCUCUUCGCCACCGGUGCUUUCGGUCUCUGGUCGGAGAAGACGAAGGUGGGAAGUGCGGUGAGUGGUGCGUUGGUGAGCACGCUGAUCGGGCUUGCCGCUAGUAAUCUCGGCGUCAUCUCUUCAAAUGCUCCUGCUUUUGCUGUCGUCUUGAACUUCCUGCUCCCGUUAGCUGUUCCUCUCUUGCUCUUCAGAGCUGACUUGCGCCGUGUGGUUCAGUCCACUGGAAAGCUUCUCUUGGCUUUCGUCAUUGGUUCAGUUGCGACAACAGUGGGUACAGCUCUGGCUUACUAUCUAGUGCCGAUGAGAGCACUUGGUCCCGAUAGUUGGAAGAUUGCAGCUGCUCUCAUGGGGAGGCAUAUCGGUGGAGCCGUCAACUAUGUUGCUAUAGCCAAUGCUCUCGGAGUUUCUCCAUCAGUGUUAGCUGCUGGACUCGCUGCUGAUAAUGUUAUUUGCGCUGUUUAUUUCACGACAUUGUUCGCUAUAGGCUCCAAAAUCCCCGCUGAAACUUCACCUCCACCAGCUAGUGAUGCAGAGACGAGCAAAGGUUCUGAAACUGAUAACAAAAUCCCUGUGCUACUGAUAGCUACUGGAAUCGCUGUGUCAUUAGCUAUAUGCAAGGCAGGGGCUUUGCUAACCAAGCAUUUCGGGAUUUCCGGUGGUAGCUUGCCAGCGAUAACCGCGGUGGUUGUCGUUUUAGCAACUGUCUUUCCCUCCCAGUUUGGCCGUCUUGCUCCAUCUGGAGAAGCCAUGGCUCUAAUUCUUAUGCAGGUGUUCUUCACUGUGAUAGGUGCGAGCGGAAACAUAUGGAGUGUGAUAAACACGGCGCCGAGCAUAUUCUUGUUUGCAUUGAUCCAGAUUGGGACACAUCUUGCUGUGAUAUUGGGAGUAGGGAAGCUGCUCAACGUCGAGCUAAGGUUGCUGCUUUUGGCAUCGAAUGCUAAUGUUGGAGGACCCACAACUGCAGCUGGUAUGGCGACUGCAAAGGGGUGGAACUCGUUGAUCGUUCCUGGGAUUCUGGCUGGCAUAUUCGGUAUCUCCAUUGCAACUUUCAUAGGGAUUGGGUUUGGAGUGAAAGUCCUCCAGUUCAUGUAAAUAUGGUAAUAUGACUAGAUUAUGGAUUGGACUCUCUCUCUCUAUCUUUCGUUAUCUCGUUAAUGAAACAAGAGAGCUGAGCUGAAGACGAAAGAGUUCGACCAGUUGGUGCAAUAAAAAGAAUUUGUCAUUUGAAAUUAUAUCA
Messenger RNA from Raphanus sativus (radish), 1570 nucleotides. RefSeq lists its product as uncharacterized. NCBI's taxonomy places the organism in Eukaryota, Viridiplantae, Streptophyta, Magnoliopsida, Brassicales, Brassicaceae. The transcript has 6 exons. The coding region runs from base 88 to 1425 and encodes 445 amino acids. The record is from RefSeq and is a predicted model, not a curated record.